GACGGCAGCGGCGGCGGCGGCGAGAUCCUCUGCGGCUGGGAUCCCCGCUCAGCGGCAUCGCCGUGCGCACCCGCGAGCGCAGCCCGGCCGGGCCGGGCCGCCCGGGAAGAUGGAGCCGGGGGUCCGGGCCCGCUCGGGUUCCCCGCAGCCGGCCUCCCCGGUGCUUUGGAGGGCUCGGCCGGCGGGUGGCGGGGGCGCCUCCUCCUGGCUGCUGCUGGACGGGAACAGCUGGCUGCUGUGCUAUGGCUUCCUCUACCUGGCGCUCUAUGCCCAGGUGUCCCAGUCCAAGCCCUGCGAGAAGACUGGCUCCUGCUUCUCGGGUCGCUGUGUCAACUCCACCUGCCUGUGCGACCCGGGCUGGGUGGGGGACCAGUGCCAGCACUGCCAGGGCAGGUUCAAGUUAACAGAACCUUCUGGAUAUUUAACAGAUGGUCCAAUUAACUAUAAAUAUAAAACAAAGUGCACAUGGCUGAUUGAAGGCUAUCCAAAUGCAGUGUUGAGGUUAAGAUUCAAUCAUUUCGCUACAGAAUGCAGCUGGGAUCAUAUGUAUGUUUAUGAUGGAGAUUCAAUCUAUGCACCUUUAGUGGCCGUGCUUAGUGGCUUGAUCGUUCCUGAAGUGAGGGGCAACGAGACCGUGCCUGAGGUAGUCACAACGUCCGGCUAUGCGCUGCUCCACUUUUUCAGCGAUGCUGCAUAUAACCUAACUGGCUUCAACAUUUUUUAUUCAAUCAAUUCCUGUCCUAACAAUUGCUCUGGUCAUGGAAAGUGUACAACCAGUGUCUCUGUUGCAAGUCAAGUGUAUUGUGAAUGUGACAAAUACUGGAAAGGGGAAGCAUGUGACAUUCCUUACUGUAAAGCCAACUGUGGGAGUCCAGAUCAUGGCUACUGUGACCUAACAGGAGAAAAACUCUGUGUCUGCAACGAUAGUUGGCAAGGCCCAGAUUGUUCUCUUAAUGUCCCUUCUACCGAGUCUUACUGGAUUUUGCCAAAUGUUAAGCCCUUCAGCCCUUCCGUAGGUCGGGCUUCACAUAAAGCCAUUGUACACGGGAAGUUCAUGUGGGUGAUUGGAGGGUAUGCCUUUAACUACAGCUCUUUUCAAAUGGUUCUGAAUUACAAUUUAGAAAGCAGUAUAUGGAAUGUAGGUGCUGUAUCAAGGGGCCCUCUUCAGCGAUAUGGACAUUCUCUUGCUCUGUAUCAGGAAAACAUCUUUAUGUAUGGAGGCAGAAUGGAGACAAGUGAUGGCAAUGUCACCGAUGAAUUAUGGGUGUUUAAUGUACGUAGUCAGUCGUGGAGUACCAAAACCCCCACUGUCCUCGGACACGGUCAGCAGUACGCUGUGGAAGGACACUCGGCACACAUCAUGGAGCUGGAUAGUAGAGAUGUUGUCAUGAUUGUAAUAUUUGGCUAUUCUGCAAUAUAUGGCUACACAAGCAGCAUACAGGAAUACCAUAUCUCGUCAAACACUUGGCUAGUUCCAGAAACGAAAGGAGCCAUUGUGCAAGGCGGAUAUGGCCACACAAGUGUGUAUGAUGAAGUGACCAAGUCCAUCUAUGUUCAUGGCGGCUACAAGGCAUUGCCUGGCAAUAAGUACGGGCUGGUGGAUGACCUUUAUAAGUAUGAAGUCAACACCAGGACUUGGACUAUUUUGGCAGAGAGUGGCUUUGCCAGGUACCUUCACUCAGCCGUUCUUAUCAACGGAGCUAUGCUUAUUUUUGGAGGAAACACCCAUAAUGACACUUCCCUGAGUAACGGUGCGAAAUGUUUCUCUGCCGAUUUCCUGGCAUAUGACAUAGCUUGUGAUGAAUGGAAGACGUUGCCUAAACCAAAUCUCCACAGAGAUGUCAACCGAUUUGGGCAUUCUGCAGUGGUCAUCAAUGGGUCAAUGUACAUAUUUGGUGGAUUUUCUAGUGUGCUCCUUAAUGAUAUCCUUGUGUAUAAGCCUCCAAAUUGCAAAGCUUUCCGAGAUGAAGAACUCUGCAGAAAUGCUGGUCCAGGGAUAAAAUGUGUUUGGAAUAAGAAUCACUGUGAAUCAUGGGAGUCCGGGAAUACAAAUAAUAUUCUCAGAGCAAAGUGCCCUCCCAAGACAGCUGCUUCUGAUGACAGAUGUUACAGAUAUGCUGACUGUGCCAGCUGUACAGCCAACACGAACGGUUGCCAGUGGUGUGAUGACAAAAAAUGCAUCUCAGCCAGCAGCAACUGCAGCAUGUCUGUCAGAAACUACACUAAAUGUCAUAUCAGAAAUGAGCAGAUUUGUAACAAGCUUACAAGCUGCAAGAGCUGUUCACUAAACUUGAACUGCCAGUGGGAUCAGCGGCAGCAAGAAUGUCAGGCUUUGCCAGCUCACCUUUGUGGAGAAGGCUGGAAUCAUGUUGGGGACGCUUGUCUUCGAAUAAAUACCAGCCGAGAAAGCUAUGACAACGCCAAGCUUUAUUGCUAUAAUCUCAGUGGAAAUCUUGCCUCCCUGACCACAUCUAAGGAGGUGGAGUUUGUGUUGGAUGAAUUACAGAAGUUCACACAGCAGAAAGUGUCACCGUGGGUAGGCCUACGCAAGAUCAACAUAUCCUACUGGGGAUGGGAGGACAUGUCUCCUUUCACAAAUACGAGCCUGCAGUGGCUUCCUGGUGAGCCGAAUGACUCCGGAUUCUGUGCCUACCUCGAAAGGGCUGCAGUGGCAGGGUUAAAAGCAAACCCUUGCACAUCCAUGGCAGAUGGGCUCAUUUGUGAAAAGCCUGUCGUGAGCCCAAAUCAGAAUGCAAGGCCGUGCAAGAAGCCAUGCUCCCUGAGAACCUCCUGCUCCAACUGCACGAGCAACGGCAUGGAGUGCAUGUGGUGCAGCAGCACCAAGCGCUGUGUGGACUCCAACGCUUACAUCAUCUCCUUCCCCUAUGGACAGUGCCUAGAGUGGCAGACUGCCACCUGCUCGCCUCAAAAUUGUUCUGGAUUGAGAACCUGUGGACAGUGCUUGGAACAGCCUGGGUGUGGCUGGUGCAAUGACCCUAGUAAUACAGGAAGAGGAUAUUGCAUCGAAGGGUCUUCGCGGGGCCCAGUGAAACUCGCCGGGGUACACAACAGCGAGGUGGUUCUUGACACCAGUCUGUGUCCCAAGGAGAAGAACUACGAGUGGUCUUUUAUCCAGUGUCCAGCUUGCCAGUGUAAUGGACACAGCACGUGCGUCAACAACAAUGUCUGUGAGCAGUGUAAGAAUCUCACCACUGGGAGACAGUGUCAGGACUGCAUGCCUGGUUACUAUGGAGACCCAACCAAUGGCGGGCAGUGCACAGCUUGCACAUGCGGUGGCCAUGCAAAUGUCUGUCACCUGCACACAGGAAAGUGUUUCUGCACAACCAAGGGGAUAAAAGGUGACCAGUGCCAGCUCUGUGACUCUGAAAAUCGCUAUGUUGGUAAUCCACUUAGGGGGACAUGCUAUUUGUUCUGCUGAACUAUGUUGAUUCCAUCCGAUCACCGUGUAUGCUCAUUGGCCACAGCGACUGCUGAACUAUGUUGAUUCCAUCCGAUCACCGUGCAUGCUCAUUGGCCACAGCGACUGCUGAACUAUGUUGAUU
Molecule: messenger RNA, 3563 nt
Organism: Mastomys coucha (southern multimammate mouse)
Lineage: Eukaryota; Metazoa; Chordata; Mammalia; Rodentia; Muridae
Gene: Atrnl1
Product: attractin like 1
Exons: 22
Coding region: 110-3439 (1109 amino acids)
Cellular component (GO): Golgi apparatus
Molecular function (GO): protein binding
Source: RefSeq, a predicted model, not a curated record